AUAUUGGCAAUUUCUGUCAGCUGACUGAAUACUGGUACCUGAGUUGGUCCAGGGGAAAAAAAAAUAAAAAAUAAAAAUACCGAUUGGAUCGAUAACAUAGUAUCACAGAAACCAGCAACAGAGAGUCGACGCUACGCUUAAUGUUUACCACAUUCGUGGGAACGCCUCAGUCACUAACUGGGAGUAAUAAGAGUGGGCAUACGGGAGGAACCUUAGUGUCACCCUCGUCCGAACCGGCCGGGACCUCGGUUCGUGCUCCACCAAGGCCAAAGCGGCCACAAGUCGCUCGGGCUUGCGACUGGUGUCGAGUACACCGAGUCAAGUGCGACAACAACCUCCCAUGCAAGAAUUGCCGAAGCAGAGGAUGGCAAUGUAGCAACAAAGCCUCAAACGAGGCCCGUACUUUAGCACACGCGUACCGUGAGAUUGACCGACUGAAGCAACAAGUCACUGAGUUAGAAGAACAGCUCAAGGAGGAAAAUAAUGCAGCCAAUAAUGCCAGUCGCUCAUCCUCAACUAAAGCAUCGUCGCCUGUGGAUCUUAACUACAUGUGGGAAUCCACAAGCACGAAGAAAUCUUGGGAUGGCAUCGAGACUAGCACAGCCCACUCGCGUCAGAAAACGUGGUACGGGCCGUCGUCGCUCUUCUACUUUAUCAGCCGCAUGAACAGCUACCUUACAGCCGUAUUUCAGCAGCUACAUCUGGAUGAACAGAUCCAACUCAAUUCGGUCGCUAAAUCAUUCCCGACUCCCAAUUGCAGCAAUCCAUCGGACGACCAAGAGCUAUCAUCUCAGGAACCUAACAAGGGAACCUCUUCUGGCGAAUUUCUUACACCAACCCAAGAGGAGUAUUUCCUGGACCUAUUUUGGCAAUCUUUUCACAGCUCCCUGCUCGUCCUCAAUGAGCUCGAUUUCAAAAAACACUACAAGUCAUUAUGGGUGACCCCCGGUAAACCCCGGAAACCUUCAGCCCUAGUGGAUAUUGUCAUCGCUUUGUGUAUGCAAUAUGGCAUGGCCGGGAUACCACGCGGCGCAAGGGUCUCAUCUGACGUGGACGCCGAUGACCCGACUAUCGCCGGACGUUGGUAUUAUCGGAGAUGUCAGAGCCUUUUGACAAGCGAGUUGGAAAGUCCGACAAUAAGCACGCUACAAUGUCAGCUUCUCUCUGUCGUCUAUCUAUGCUGCGCCUCAUUCCAGAACAUGGCGCACAGCACCCUUGCUCUCGCUGUUCGUACUGCGCAGAUGCUUGGACUGCAUUUUGAGCCGCCUGAGACCCUGCCACUUGCUGAAAGAGAAAUGCGCAAGCGUCUCUAUUGGUCGCUUUACAUGGCUGAGAGUAAGACUGGCAUGAAACUAGGCCGGCCUUUCUCGCUAAGUUUAUCUACGACCCUGUGUAGCCUGCCUAGCGACGACCAUAACGUUGCAAUGCUAGCGGGAUCCGACUUUGCACCGCUUGGAGAGAACGUCACGUGGCUCAGUUACAAUUUAUACAACACGAAGCUGAUCCUAGCCGCGCGUGCCGUCCAUACGGCACUGUACGAUAAGUAUUCGGAGAUCUACACUGGUGAGAAAGGUACUAUCAUCUACGACGACCUAGAAGCUCUGGAACGAUAUGCCGAUUAUCUCGCAACGAUAAUGAAAACCUUGGAUACAUGGACCGUUGCUGUUCCCGAUGCGCUUAAGACAAAACGUGUCGGGGCUGGCGUCGCUUUUUCGACAGACCAAUCCCCUUUGAUCGUUGAACGGUUCGCUCCUCUCUGGCUACAGCGACAGCGCCUACUCCUAGAGUUAUUAUAUCACCACCUAUCUAUGAACCUCUAUCGGCCGUUCAUAGCAUUCCCAUCAACAUCCCCAACCCCAUCCUCUUCACCGCCGCCCCCAACACCGGUAACCCAGUCACAUGCUAACUCGGCCGUCAACCAUGGUAUGGCAAUAACGCAUAUUAUGCAUCAGAUACUGUCCGAGACUGAUAUCCUAUGUGGCUGGCUCGAAGCCUUCCAAUGGCAAUGGAAUGCCGCCGUUACAAUGGCUGGAUAUCUCCUUGCGCAUCCUAAUUCUGACAUUGCGGGCAUUGUGCGCCAGGCUGUGGAGCGGGCCGUGGCCGUGUUUGAGAUAUUCGGGCGCAGUUUCGCGGCUGCUAACAGUGCGGCGGCUGUGAUGCGGGAUCUCACAACUAAGGCUGACUUCCUCGCUUCCAGAACGGCUGACGGCCAGAUGCAGGUACCAGACCACGUGGUGGGAGCAGGGCUCAUAGAGAGCAGCGGUCCAAUGAUGAUGCAUACGAACGAAGACCACGUGGCGAUGCAGAACGUAAUGGCUAUGGACACGGCAUUUUCUAUAGACUCGUCCACUGGCUUGGAGAUGUUUUGGUCUGCCAUGGGCAAUGUGCCGGAUGAGUGGGGGUACAAUUUCGGGGCUGCUUGAACCCCUUCAGGGAAAAUGAAGAGAAUGUCAUACGCAGGUGUUGUUUGGGGUCCGUAUUUCUUUUUGAUAUACGCAAGUACGUACUAGAACAUGAGAAUUGUGCCUAGAGUAUAUAAGUUCCAUAUAAGUUCCGUAUAAUAACGAAUUAUUCAUUUCAUGAGAAACACAAGCCUCACGAAAUACUCGCCCUUUAGAACAUUUUCUGAUUGGCUUUUUUCUUUUUUUCUUCUUCUCUAUCUUCUCCUAUCACAUUUUCAUCAGUAGAUUUGCG
Molecule: messenger RNA, 2694 nt
Organism: Daldinia vernicosa
Lineage: Eukaryota; Fungi; Ascomycota; Sordariomycetes; Xylariales; Hypoxylaceae
Product: fungal-specific transcription factor domain-containing protein
Exons: 4
Coding region: 141-2423 (760 amino acids)
Biological process (GO): DNA-templated transcription; positive regulation of transcription from RNA polymerase II promoter by galactose
Cellular component (GO): nucleus
Molecular function (GO): DNA-binding transcription factor activity, RNA polymerase II-specific; RNA polymerase II cis-regulatory region sequence-specific DNA binding; zinc ion binding
Source: RefSeq, a predicted model, not a curated record